Messenger RNA from Pimephales promelas (fathead minnow), 5082 nucleotides. The record is from RefSeq and is a predicted model, not a curated record. NCBI's taxonomy places the organism in Eukaryota, Metazoa, Chordata, Actinopteri, Cypriniformes, Leuciscidae.
UCAGUGUGUGGUGACUCGGGCGGAGUCGGCUUUACUAUCGGGAAACGAGCUCAAGCAUCGAGAUAAAGAAUAAAUAAUAAAAAAAAGAAUUUAGCGGGUUGAAAUGUACCACUGCUGUAUGUUACUUCCCUCAAGAAGCGUCGUAUGUGGAUUAUUUUUAGCGUUUGUGGUGGGUGGAUUUGUUGGAGAGCUGCUUAAACUGGAGUUACGGGAAGCGAAGGAGAUUUUCUCGGCCCUGGUUUUCAUGAACGUGUUCCUUACAACUUACUAAAGUUCGCAGAUAUUCUUCAGUUUAUCUCUGUUUUAACCAGUGCUCGGUUUGAGUUACUGUGUAUGAUCCAGAGGAACAGGCCUCACACAGAUGGGAAGAGUCUGUAAGAAGCACCUUGAAGGUGCACCCAAUCAUUGGACUAUUAGUUUCACAUAAUCCACUUAUCCAGACAGACUAUCGAGUGGAUGAUAAUGAUAAUAAAGGCGUAAAGUCUUUGGAUGAAACCUUGUUUUCUUCGACUCUUGCGCCUAUAUAUAAAAAUAUAGGUUUAAAGAACUUUUGUGAACCAUCAUUAUCAUUUUUGUGACACCAGAACUUUACCAUCAAAAUGAGUGCAGAAGGAUAUCAGUACAGAGCGCUAUAUGAUUACAAGAAAGAAAGGGAGGAGGAUAUUAACCUGCAUGUAGGGGACAUUCUUACAGUCAACAAGGGUGCACUACUUGCAGUUGGCUACGUAGAGGGCAUAGAGGAGAGACCAGAAGAAAUCGGAUGGCUGCCUGGCUUUAAUGAAACCACUCAAGAAAAGGGGGACUUUCCUGGUACUUACGUUGAGUUCAUCGGCAAGAAAAAGAUUUCUCCACCAACUCCCAAACCAAGGCCCCCAAGGCCUCUACCUGUGGCUCCGGGGACUGCAAGGCCAGACUCAGACUCUGAGCAAACCUCAAGCACUCUGUUAGACCUGACUGAGCAGUUUACUCCUCCAGAAAUGGCACCGCUUCUACUCCUCAAGCUCCUUGAGGCCAUCGAAAGGAAAGGUCUAGACAACCCUACUCUCUAUAGAAAUUUCACUGCUGGAGGAGGGCUGGAUGUCAGACAAUGCUUUGAUAAUGACCCUGCCAUGGUGGAUCUUGAGCAGAUGGACCUUCAGAUGUUGUGUGAUGGUCUAAGGAGGUAUCUUCAAGAUCUACCUCAGCCUGUCAUCCCACCUAUGAUUUACACUGAGAUGAUGCGCAUCGCUCAAGAAGUGCAGGGUGCAGACGAAUGCGCACAUCACCUGCGGCUGGUGGCCAGCUCCUCUGCACUUCCCCCCCAGUACUGGCUGACCCUGCAGUGUUUGUUGCGCCACUUUUAUCGUAUAUGCCAGGCCUCAGCAGCUAACCUGCUCAGUGCUCGGGCCCUAGCUGAGAUCUUCAGUCCGGCACUCUUCAGACAUCAGCCCACCAGUUGUGAGCCCAGCCCAGAGGCACACAUCAGGAUAAUUGAAGUCUUGGUGACUAGCGAAUGGAGUGACAGUCAGGCAGCUCCUGCACUACCUCCCAAGCCACCCAAACCAACGUCUGUCACUAACAACGGUAUGAACAACAACAUGGCUCUGCAAGAUGCUGAAUGGUACUGGGGGGACAUCUCCAGGGAGGAGGUCAACGAAAAGCUUAGGGACACUGCUGAUGGUACUUUUUUGGUUCGAGAUGCCUCCACUAAAAUGCAUGGGGAUUACACGCUCACACUGAGGAAGGGAGGCAACAACAAGCUAAUCAAAAUCUUCCACCGGGAUGGGAAAUACGGCUUCUCAGACCCCCUGACUUUCAACUCUGUGGUUGAGUUGAUCAACCACUAUCGGCACGAGUCUCUUGCCCAGUACAACCCCAAACUAGAUGUGAAGCUACUGUAUCCUGUAUCUAAGCACCAACAGGAUCAAGUGGUAAAGGAGGAUAACAUUGAAGCUGUUGGGAAAAAGUUGCACGAAUACCACCAGCAGUACCAAGAAAAGAACAAAGAGUAUGACAGACUCUAUGAGGAAUACACUAGAACAUCACAGGAAAUACAAAUGAAAAGGACUGCUAUUGAAGCUUUUAAUGAGACCAUAAAAAUAUUUGAAGAGCAGUGCCAGACGCAAGAACGAUACAGCAAAGAAUAUAUUGAGAAGUUUAGAAGAGAAGGCAACGAGAAGGAAAUCCAAAGGAUCAUGGUCAACUAUGAGAAGUUGAAAUCGCGUAUCAGUGAAAUUGUGGAUAGCAAGCGACGUCUUGAGGAAGAUCUGAAGAAGCAGGCGGCGGACUACAGAGAGAUUGACAAGCGGAUGAACAGCAUUAAGCCUGAUCUCAUCCAGCUCAGAAAGACCAGGGAUCAGUACCUCAUGUGGUUGACACAGAAAGGGGUCAGACAGAAGAAACUCAAUGAAUGGUUGGGAAUCAAAAAUGAAAACCUGGACGAUCAGUACUCAAUGGUGGAUGAUGAUGAGGAUUUGCCACACCAUGAUGAACGCGCCUGGAAGCUGGGUAACAUUAACCGCAACCAGGCUGAGGCUCUUCUGCGGGGCAAGAGAGAUGGAACAUUCCUGGUCAGGGACAGCAGCAAACCUGGAUGUUACGCCUGCAGUGUUGUUGUGGAUGGUGAGGUCAAGCACUGCGUCAUCAACAAGACACCAACAGGAUAUGGCUUCGCUGAGCCCUACAACCUUUACAGCUCUCUAAAAGAACUGGUCUUGCACUACCAGCACACAUCUCUGGUUCAGCACAAUGACUCUUUGAAUGUCACGUUAGCAUACCCAGUCUACGCACACCAGAGGCGGUGAGGACUUGUGAACACACCCUUGGGACUCAUUACAAACACGGGAGUUGAGGAAGGGCCUCCCCUUCAAAUGGAGAUGCCUCCAGAAAGGCUGCUACCGAGGGCUGCUUUUUGCCUUGAAACGGCUUGUCAGAAAGACAAGAAAGCAAAACCCAAAACGAACAUUUCAGCCACUGAGACUUUUUGCCAGUCUGAAUGUAGUUUUAAACUCACUCUCCCAAAAUGGAGGACUUCGGAGGCCUUUUCCAAAUGGUGCUUGUUCAUUUCAAAGCUUUACCCGCUGCUGGAAUGUGGAACAUUGAUUAAAACCUCUGGAGUGUUUUUUUUUUUCUUUUUUUGUACCUCUUCUACACCUUUACCUGCACAGUUCAGGUCCCCUUUUGUGUGUAUGUGUGUGUGUACGAGAGAAUGUGAUGUGACCAAAACUCACAGUAUCUGAAAGCUAUCGGGAUGUUCAACAUGUUGGUGUUAAACUUUCACGAACAGACCAUGGAAUCAGCUGAUCAAAUGUAGCAAGAUGGCACUUUCGAAACAGUAUCUACUAGUUUUCCUGUAAGAGACUUCUACUCAACCUUUGAAAUGACACGUCUCGUCUGUAAUGGCGUGACGAGAAGCAAAUGAGAUGCUUGGCAUUUCCUCUGCAAGCAUUAUAGUGACGGACUCUAAAUCCAUUUCUGCUUUUAUGUAUUGGCAUGAAAGGAAUUUUACGCUGUACAUACAUCAAAAGCUACGUGACGACACCAUAUUGUACCAAAAAAUGCAGUUCCUUCUCAGUUGUAUUCUAAUCUGCUAUGCAAAUUCUGUAUUUUCCGUCUUCUCUGCAGAGUUGUGAUUUUAUUUUACAUGUUGCUACCCAUAAUAUAAACUUGUUUUUAUUGCUUAAAGUCUUUUUGUAUGCAUCUAAGAUGAUAUUUUAAGUCUCAAAAUGCCAAGAAAGGUGACUUCAGUUUUACAGAAGAAGUGAGGAAAAAGUACUUUAUUACAUAUUUCUUUAUCAGCCGCUGGUAAAAUUAAAGAGAGUAUUUUAUUAGUCUUUUUCACUUGGAGCUAAUUUUCUCUUGGGCAGAGCCUGGAGGACAUUAGUGCUGCUUCUGUCUUCAUUAAUAGUGAUAUAUAUCUGAACUAGAGCAAACAUUAAUGAAUAAACCAUGACAUCUGAAAUAACUGCAACUGAAUGAUCAAUACUGCAGGUUCCCAUUUUAAAUAAGACAUUUAUUUCGUGAUAUUCUUCACAAAUUCAACAGCGUAUUGAUUUGAUCUUCUGGAGUGAUGAGAGGGAGAGGGAGGGUGGGGGGUCUAUCAUUUCAUGAUAGACAUGACUCCCUCUCAUUCCUUACUUGUCAACAGUAUUUUUUUCUGUAUCAGAAAAUCGUUAAUAGUGUUUACAUAGAUAGAUCAGCUCAGUUCGACUAGUACCCAACGUUAUAGUUUGUGCCACAAUCUCUAAAACUCAAAAUUUUGCUGCAAAAUCUGGGGAGCCUACCAGCUUGACAUUUACGGCUAGCUACAGUAUUUUCACUUUAUUAUCAGCGACGUCGGUAUUGCUUUUGUCGUCUGCUCUCAUCUCACUUGGCAUGCAUUUGAUGUUUUGCAUAACUAAACAUCAAUGUGACGUCAGUAAUUAAUUUCAUUAAGAUAUUUUGAAAUCGUUUGACUCCUUGUUUUAACUAGGCCCGAUUGCCUUAAAAUUAGUCAGUUAUACGUUUAAGAAGACAUGACUGUUGACUCCACCAUUUUGAAUUUCUUAAAUUGAAAUAAUUGAUGGAAUGGUGAUGGUUUUUGAUGGCACGUCUAUACGCAUAAUAGUCAUACACUAUUAUGUUUUUCCCAACGAGUUCUCAAAUGACAAGGUUAUUAAACCAAGUAAACUAGAUUUUGAUUUGAGGUAAAUAUUGAAACUUCACAUGCCAAUUCUUUUCAAACUUUUACAGCUUGUGAUUUAUAAAAUCUAAGAAUUGAAUUCUUUGAAUUUAUUUCAGUUGAAUCUCUGCAAAUGUCCCUCUAAACCUACACUCAAUUUCCAUGAAAAAAAAGUGUCUUUCAUGGUAUUUUAACUGGGGCUUUUUCCUUUUCUGUCUCCCAUUUUUCUGUUGUUCAAUGUUUUGUGCUAUUUUUUUUUUAUUCACGCUAAAGCCAACAAACUUCCAUGUUUCACAUUAUCGCGAUAGUCUUCUCUCUGCUGCCCCUGUUCUAAGAGUUGUUCAUUUUGUGAAUCCAGUUUUUUCUUUUCUUUUUAAAAUUGUAUAGUGUUGAUUUACAGUCAUUGUUAACACAAUGUUGAAAUUGAGAUUAACCCAGUGUGU